AUAGAAUGAGAGGCGUCGGCUUGUUUGAAAACGGAAGUGUAUUGCUCCGUAGACCGUGGAAGAUUAGAAAUCCUUGAAAUCUUGGAACCACAGCCUCAAAUUCUUGGUACAGGAGAGUGAGAGAGAAAGAAAGAUAGGAAAACACGAACCUUUUUUCUCACAUUUGGAUAGGCCUAUUCAGAAGCGUAUCUAUUAUAAAAGCAAUCGGUGGCAGCACCCAAAUUGCGCCAUGGAAAAAUCGGAUAACCCAGCUCUCAGUGUCGCGGAGGAGAACAACCUGCUGCUUCGCCUGAUCGUGGCCCAGCUGGUGUCCAUCAACAAUCGUCUGGACACCCUCGAGACUCACAUCAACCGCCUCCUGCAGCAGUGCCAGCUGGUUACAUCGGCCACAACUGCUUCCUGUGGGCUGACACUGGCCGAAGAUCAGCCCAUCCAAGAUGAAUGUCAACUCAGCCAAGGUGAAGGUCAACUCGGCCAAGGUGAAGUUCAACCCAGCCAAGGUGAAGGUCAGGAGAACUCCAGUAGUGUGAUCGCGAGCAUUCCAAAUGACAUUGACAGUUUGAUUACGGCCAAGGUGGAAUCCAUGCGUCAGGAGGUGUUGGAAAGGGUGGGACAGGCCAUGCAGGACUCCAUGCUCAGAACGAGUUCCGUGAUUGAAAAGUCCAUGACACACAUCAGCGAGGAGAUCAGGAAGACCCUUGACACGUCUAUCACCACUUUGGCUGUGGAGGUGGACAAGCUGAAACAGGGAAUGGAAGAUGUCAACCGGCGAGUACAGUCUUUUUCUCCUCCUGCCCGGGAAUCGGACAUUCGCAACACCAUGGAGAAACUUUCCCAGACUCUGACGGCAGCCAACAAGAAAAGUGAGGCAGAGGUGACUGAGGUGCGCGACGCUCAGGCCGAGCUCUCAGAGGAGAUCAGACAGCUGAAGCUGGACAUUAGACAGCUGCAGCGACAGAGAAGUUCGCAGACUGGAAGUGAGACUCAGGAGUGAGACAUGUUUGCCUCUGCUUAUAAAGAACGGUACUGCUUGAUGGUGAACGGCAAAUUUUUAGCUGCUGUUUGCACUUGUUACUAUUAUGUUAUUACGUAUUCAUAAGAAUGGUACUCCAUGUUGAUGAAUGGCAAAGUUUGGUAGUAGCUGUUUGCAGUUGUUACUAUUAUGGCUUUUAUAGAACAGAAAAAACUGUUGCUAUAUAUGACUUUAUGAAGAGACACUACACACCAAACAUGUGGUCCAUAAUCUUUCAUACAGUCCUUAAACAUUUUCCCAACAACUCCUUGUUGGUGAAUGGCAAAGUUAAUUUGCUGUUGGCAGUUAUUAUUAGAUGUAUGUUAUGUAACAAUGACUUUGCUUGUCAUUAGAGAAAGCAUAUCUCUAGACUGUUAAGAUCAUAGAUCGUCUUUUCUUGUCCUUUUGUUUUAUUUUUAAUAUAAUAUAAGCACAGAGAUCUAUGCCAAUUAUUAAAUGGACCAUUCUGGUGCUGUCUUAUCUCGCUUGUCCUUCCUGAGGACCCCCUGUGUGUUUGUGAAGUGUUACAAUGUACAGUGAGAUACAUCUUUUGCUCUUCAGACAUGAUGUACAUGUAUGCAUCAAGUUUUAAAGGUCACUUGAUGCAAUGUGAACAUUCUAUAGCCCAUGUCUUCUCUUACUCUUUAUUUUCUUUCCUUCCUGAUCCGAACAUUCUAUAGCCCAUGUCUUCUCUUACUCUUUAUUUUCUUUCCUUCCUGAUCCGAACAUUCUAUAGCCCAUGUCUUCUAUUACUCUUUAUUUUCUUUCCUUCCUGAUCCGAGUUUACAUUCCCUUUCUUCUUGAUUGUUCAUUUUUCACAAAUUUCUUUCCGCCCGUCUUCUCUCUCCCUUCCUUUGCAGGUUGUUUUUUUUAAUUUGAAGAGCAGGAUAUCAUACGGUAUCACUGGUUGCAUUUUGAAUGUUCAUGCAUGUGAUUACACUGUGUCACUGUGAUGCACAUGUUAAUUUUAUUUAGUGAAUGUUUUGAGUGAUCUUGAGCUGCUGAGCUGCAUUACAAACAGUUUUUCUGUUGUAAACUUUGUUGCUAGAACAAAUAAUCCAAGAGGGAAAAACUGACUUUGCAGCCUAUAAUAUAUUUAGUAAAUAUUGUUGCUAUUUUUUUUGGUACCCAAAGGGCUUUCUCUCCUCUGCAUGAUGCCAUCUUCUCGAUUGUUUAUACUUUAUACGUACGUUCCAGUUGGUGUGUCAGUCUGUACAUUUGGGAUUGAUAUGACCUGUUUAAGGGGGUUGCUAACUCUUUUACUUACACUUAUAAACAUUUGAAUUUGCCUGUGAUCUCUGCUUUAAAUCCAGACCUCUUGUUUCUAUUCAUGAUGACACAAAAUACACUAUAUGUCAUGAUAGGAGGUAAUAAAUAGUUUCUGUAUACCUGAUUAAUCAUCUAUAUAUAUAUAUAAUAGAUUAAAUGUUGCUUUCACGAACUUCUGCAUCACAAAAUGUGAUAAACGUAAUAUACUGUCAUGUCAGGGCUGCCCUUUUCAGCCAAACUUAAGAGGCUCGUUCACCCUUUGGUUUUCUUUCUUAAGGGUUAUUUAAACUUAUACCCUGGUUUUAGUAACUUAAAGGGUUGUUGUUGUUUUUCUGUUCAUGUCUGACAAACUAAUCCUGAAAAGUUGAUUUUCUCCUAAUGGUCUGACAUAGACAAAAGGUGACUGCCGUGUAUGUGUGUGGGUGUGUUGUCAAAUCGUUGACUCGGCUUCAGGAUAGAGAAGGGGAAAAACAAUGUUGCCAAACGCACACUACCUAUGUUUUAAAAGCGUAUGAAAACCCCCGAAACAAUAUUCUAAAGAGUAAGGCUUGCCCACCAAGAAAACUUCAAAGGGGGUAAUCUGUGGGUUUUAUGUGUAAUAUAUACGCACAUCUGUGGGUAAUUGGGAGCCCUGCAAGUCAGUAUCACCAAGCAAACUCUACCUUACAAAGAAACCCCAUGAUGUACAAAAACAUAUUACUUACACAGCACCCAUCGCAUACACGCAUAAGGUCACACACUGCUCCUCUUUCUCUCUCUCACUCUCUUUCUUAUUGUCACUAAAUCUUGUACUAUAUCCCCAUAACAUUGUUAAUAUAAUAUAUUAUAUUACAUAUCAACAUACACCAAGCAUUACCAAGAAAUAUAGAGUGAUUACUGCAUUCCCUUGAUGAAAAUUGCAUAGUUUUAGUUUAUAUAUUGGGAAAAGAAAGAUGGCUUUGUGUUGUAAAUUGAUGUUAUUAUAUAAAGCUCUUAAUUUAUUGCAUGUAUACUCUGAACUUAAAAUACUGAUGAAAAACUUUAAUUUUUAUUGAAUUUCUAAAGUUCAACUUACUGCUGUCUGUUUACUUCAAACUCUAACAGUGAAAGUGUGCGGACGGAUUUGGGUCUUUGGUCUUCAAUUAGGAUAGUAGCCGUACAUGAUUAUUAUAUAUUAAUUUGUAUUUCUUUCAUGAUUCAGAUUUUUGUUAAUUUAUGAGAGGAAAUUUUUUUUACUAUGAUUCAUGGAUUAGUACAAAACAUUUUUACUGGAUUUGGUUAUUUUGAUUUUUAAUAUCAUGUUCUAAAGGCUAUUACAUUGGUAACAGACGAAUGAAUCAUUUUUCUUAAUAUUCAUUAUAAUGUGACAUGAUGUGUUGUUUAUUUUUCUAUCUAGGCUUUGAGAGAAUGUGUGAUUAGUCUUAGUUCAGUGUACAGCUAAUGUGUAAACGGUUUUCUUUUUUUAUUUAUCAUGGUGGUUGCAAGAAAGGUGAAGACUUCAAAAUUCAGCCGGAUUAAAAUUUAGGCCGAGAGCAUUUAUGAUGCUAGAUAUGACUUGCACAGAGGUCAAAAUAUUGUUGAAUAAGCUGAGAAGUAAUUUGUUGACUACACAUCAAGUAUGAUCAAGACUUUUUUUUGUGACAACAGUUCAGUUGUUCGUACUCAGUGUUUCUACCUUUGGUUUUAAAGAGCAGCAGGGAAGGAAAGAUGCGCACAAUGAAUAUUGGUGUCUUUUAAGCAGAGGUGCUGUAUCAUCCCACGCUGUCGACAUGAGUUUGAUUUGUGUUUGGGGAGGAUUUAUUACCGAGAGCAUCUUUGUCCAUUGGGAUGUUGUAUCCCUCUCGGCCUGGACUGGCUCUGACUGACAGGGUUGCUGCAGCCUGCCUCCUAAAUUAAUUGUAUUAAUAUGUUUUAAUAGUACAAUAAUCUUGAUUGGGCGUAAACCAACUAGAAUUAUUAUUAAAUCUUCACGUUUCAAACAGCAGGCUAGUGAUAUGUUCUUGAUUCCCUUUUGCUGUACCAUAUAUUAUUUUUAUUUAUCUGUCUAUCCUACCGACCUACCUAUCAUAUCUGUCUGUCUGUAUGUCUCUUUAUAUUAUAAUUAGAUCUAUAUUAUAAUAUUAUAUACUAGCUGGGUACCUGUUCAAUGAACAAACUCAAAAGAAUCGAUCGUCAAGUCAUUGUGGAACCAGUGUGCACUGCUUGUGAACGGAAGCCUCCCUUGUUUACUGUGGCGUCUUAGAUGAUGAACUUUCCCAAGAUUAGAUCAAAAC
Aplysia californica (California sea hare) is the source of this 4533-nucleotide messenger RNA. RefSeq lists its product as uncharacterized. Bases 230 to 994 code for a protein of 254 amino acids. Lineage: Eukaryota; Metazoa; Mollusca; Gastropoda; Aplysiida; Aplysiidae. The record is from RefSeq and is a predicted model, not a curated record. The transcript has 2 exons.